Musca domestica (house fly) is the source of this 12317-nucleotide messenger RNA. Its product is annotated as collagen alpha-1(I) chain-like. The record is from RefSeq and is a predicted model, not a curated record. NCBI's taxonomy places the organism in Eukaryota, Metazoa, Arthropoda, Insecta, Diptera, Muscidae. The transcript has 5 exons. The coding region runs from base 288 to 1721 and encodes 477 amino acids.
GUUGGCAACACCCGACAGAUGCAAAAAAAAAGUGUAUACAUAAGAAGCGGAAAAAUCUUUAUUUUGUAGGAAAAAAUUGAAAGUAUUUUAUUAAAUCGUGGUUCAAAGAGAAAAAGUAAUGCUUAUCAGGUCAGAAAUUCAUCUCAGUAAAAACAUUCAAUAAAAGUCGCGUAAAUAUCAGUCAAUAAAUCUAUAAAAGCUGCCGCAACGUCGUCGGCUGGUUGGGCAUUCAUAGAAGAAGCUUAGAAAAAAUUGUGUGUAGAUCUUAAAAGCAAAGAAAAAUUAUUAUGGAGGCUCCUACAACAGUCGAUACGGCACCUAUAACUGGUGGUGUGGCUCCCACACGUGGACGCGGCGGUAUGCGUGGUUCAUUUGAACGGGGUCGUGGCAGGGGUAUGGGUAGGGGUCAAUUUUCCGGCAUGGGAGGACCCGGGGGUUUCUCAACCCGAGGUGGUUAUGGAGCACGUGGAGGCGGUAUGGGUGGCGCACCGAUGGGCUAUCCACCACGUGGAGGUUUCGCUCCAAGAGGAGCGCCACCAAUGCGCGGAGCACCUGGUAUGGGUGGUCCAGGCGGAUAUUCUGGCAGGGGUGGUUUUCAGGGGGCACCCCGAGGUGGACCACCAAUGCGAGGAACCGGUAGAAUGCCAAUGUACAACCAACAAACAUUUUUGGACGCUGCAGAGCCGAAACAACACACCGGUGUGGAUAACAAUAAAACUAUCUCACCGGUGCAAGCAUCUGCUAACAAUCAAGUUGUUGCCAUAAAGGAAGAUAAUACAGCUGCUGCAACAGAGGUUGCUGCAACUGCGGCAGCACAAGAAGCGGAUCCCAAUGCCGUGGUGACUGCUUCGACAGCGCCGUUGGUUAGUAGUAAGCCACCAUUAAUGGGUACAUCACCAAAUUAUCGCGGUCGUGGUCGAGGUGGCCCAAGAGGUGGUGGUCGUGGAGCAUAUAAUCCACAUAAUGGUAGCGCCGGUGGUAUGAUGUCCAUGCAUGGUGGUGCUCCUAUGCAAGAGCAUGGCGGUAUGGUGCGACGUGGUGGUCCACCAAGAGGACGUGGUGCGUACCAGGGUGCUGGUAUGACACGUCCCCCACUGCACCAACAACCGCAUGCAUCUAACUCACAGGCAGCACCAAUGUCACUGAAACGCGGCGCUCCUGGUGGCCCACCAGGACCCAAGCGUGGUCGUUAUGAAUCCGGACCAUAUUCCCAGAGAGCUCCUGCGCCAAAAUAUCAUCAACCUCCACAUAUGACACAACAACCAGCAGCAAAUUAUGGUGUGGCACAUCAACCUGCUCCACCACCACCACAAAGCCACCAUGGUUACCCACCGCAUGUUGCCACACAAACAAUGGAUCCUUAUGCCCAGUCGUAUGCUGCACCACAAGCACAGACAACAUAUAAUGGUUAUGCACAGACAUCAACUUAUCCUCCGGCACCAACGCAUGCAGCCACACACCAGGCCAACAGUGGCUAUACAAGUGCUGAAUAUGAUCAAAGUCAAUAUCAAGGAUACAGUUCAACAUACGGCCAACAAGAUACCCGCUAUCAAACAUAUGGUCAAGAUUAUACUCAACAGUAUGGAGCGCCUGCUGUUGAUUAUAACACAUCUCAGGCAGAUUACUCUCAACACGCGCAGCAAACAUAUGAUGAACGCGCUUAUGCUGGCUAUGACACGCAGUCAUAUCAGCAGAGUUAUUCAAAUGCGGGCUAUUAUUAAGUCAAAAGUCAAAUGAUGUUUAUAAACAAAAACAAAUUAAAAAUAAUAAUAAUAAGAUACAACGCUAUUAUUCUCAACACUAAAUACGCUGUGCGUGCCGAUGAUACAACAACACAACAUAAUACCACAUGAUAGUGAAUGCUGCAAACCAACCAAACGACCAACCAACCAAUCAAUCAGCCAAUCAACCAUCAACUAUGAAAAUAUAUAUUAACAAAAUAUAUAUAAAUAUGAAAGAAAAAUCAUUGAGUAAUGCCAAAAACAAAAAAAAAAAAACAAAAAUAAUUAUAACCCCCCUUAUAUAUAAUAAUAGUCGUCGGUCGCCGUUCAAUGCAUUGGUGGAGCGUCGUCCUCAUUGUGUCGGCUAUGAUGGUACGUGUCUCUACGUCUGUUCAUCGUCUGUUGCAACAUGCAUGAUCUUAAAAGCGCUAAAUGAAAUAAUUUCAUUUCUUAUAUUUUUAAAAUCAUUAAAAAAAAUAUAACAACAAAGAUCUUAUAUAAAAUAUUAGAGAUUAGUAGUAUAAUAUGUACUAUCUAUCCAUCAACACAAGAUGAUGAUGAUAAUUGAUAUAUUAUUAUAUAUUAUGUGUAACACUUAUUAUACAAGUGAUGAUGAUAUGAUGAUCCCCCAAUAAUUCUAAUCCCUUAAAAAUCACUUAAUUCAAAAUGUAAGCUUAAAAGUGUCCAAAUUAUAUUUUCUUAUUUAGAAAUUUAAAAAAAUUACCAACCAAAUCAACACCAUUUGUGGAUGUGUUGUUAUUGGUAACCAUAAUAAUAUUGUUUUAAAAUUUAACCAUAGAACGUAAUUUUUUGAUGAUGGACAAAGCAGUAACUCCUGCACUCAGUCGAUAAAAAGAAAAUAAUAAUUGUUUUUUUUUUUCUUCGCCUAUAUAUUCUGUAAGAAUUUGUAAUUUUUUUUUUUACUAAAUUGACUAUUUUCUUUUCCCCCGAUGCUAUCCUCCUUAAACUUGUCGUUUUAUUUCCUAUUCAAACACUUGGCAAUGCAAUACUAAAUCUAUUUACUCUAUUCUUUACUUCCAACAUAAAUGUUUGUAUUUUAUUUUGACACUAAUAAAAAACUAUAUAUAAAUAAUAAUAAUAAUAAGAGAUUAUUGUUUCACAAUUAAAUGAGAAGAAAAAAAUUAAAAAUUUUUCUUUGUAUAUUUUUUAAGUUAAAAAUCAAAACAGUUUUAUUGUUUUAUUUAGCCCAAACCCAGACCUAUCCUAUGCAUACACAAUUAUCACCCUGCCCAAACAACAAUUAUUGCAUUAUAAUCUGAAAUGUAAUACAAUGUGUGUGUGUCUGCGCAUAGAAACAUAAAGAUUUUAUUUUGAAAUAAGAAAUUUUCUUUAAUAAGAUUUUUUUUUAAUUUUGAGUUGUAUUUCGAAAAUGAUGGCCUGUUUUGGAUAUGACAAUGCGAAAGUAAACUCGAAAGAAAAAUACCCAUUUCUUUAAUUUAAAAAAUCUCCUGUAGUGCGAUUCUCAACUCAUUCUCUAAGUUACGAGAAAAAUCGGCUACUUUUAAACCCAAAUGUUUGAUAUUAAAAAUAAGUUAAGGUUAGCCAAAAUUUGCAUGUACCGGUAGGCACUUUGAUUUACCCAUAAUUUCCUUUAUUACCGAAAUUAUAAGCAUUUUAAUUUUAUCGACUUUUGUUGGUAACUCAAAAAACAAACAAAAAAUGAGUUAGAGGAUUUCACUACUGGAAUUUGGGUUUUUUAAUUCGAGUUCACUUCCGUAUCGUCCUGGACAAACAGGGCCUUAAUAUUUAAAAGAUGGACUAUCAUAGAAAAUGUAUUUUAAUUGGUUUAAUGUAAUUGUAACAACUUUUAUUUAAUUUCAAAAUCUUUUUGAGUUAAAAUUGAAAGAGAAAAAUAUAUAUGAUCCGUACCAAAGCAAUAUUUUAUUCGGAUUUCAUUAAGGAUUGAAGGAGUUCGGAGAUAAAGUGCAUUAAAAUUACCAAGCAACAUUUUCCUUAUCUGAAAUGGAUCGAAAUCAAAGCCAAGUUCUUCCGAGGGUCCCCUACAUGCCGCUCUUCAUUGACGUUUUUUGUGAAUAUAUUGAGUAGCAGAUUUGUGUGGAGGUUGCAGCUCUGCCAACUUCCAAGAGAAGAUGCGUUCUGUACCCAACUGUGGUGGAUAUAGAGCAUGUCAGAAAUUAAAAUCGUUCUGACAAAAUUGGUAUACGGCCAUUGUUUAUUUGGAAGUACUAAGAGUUUCCCUCGUCGCUCCUGGGUGAUCCCUGCCAAUACAGUUUAUUACUCAAAUAUUGUCUGAUUGUUUCCGGCGACUAAAUCAAAAGUCAUGUGUCUCACUAAAAACGACAAGUCAAAAAUGCAACAAAGUCAAAUGCCAUAAUUUUGACAUUUUUUUAAUUUUUUUUUAAUGAAAGCAAAAAAUUUCGGAAAUAGCUUCAAAUUUUAGAAUAAGUUUAGAUUUGUUCGAAUUGGUCAUCUUUGGCACGAAUUAUGACCUUCAAACGGCCAAUGAAACCGUCACACGCUGCCCGAAUGUUGCUCAGCGGUAUUUUGUUCCAUUCUCGGCGAAGCGCUUAACUGAGGUGAUCGACAAUUUGGUAUUUUUACUGCCAACCUUGCUUUCUAAAAUACUCCAGACACAAUAGUCCAACGGAUUGGUAUCCGGAGAUUUUGGUGGUCAUUGUGCGCUGGAAAUGAAGCGAGGAAACUCAUUUUGUAACCCUUCUUGGGUGGCGCGUGCUGAGUGCGAUGGUGUUGAGUCCUGUUGGAAUGUCCAAGGUCUGCGGCCAAAAUGUUUGCGUGCCCAAGGCUUUAAUACACCCUCUAGAAUAUUUUCGCGAUAAAAUGCGGUAUUUAUUCUGAUGCCACGGUCGAUUAAUACGAGCGGUGGCCAACCGAAGAUGCAUAUUUUCAGCUGACCUCUCUUUCAAGUAAACACCAUCAUUUUGUUUGUUUACAAACUGCUGAACAACGAAUGUUUUCUCAUCGGAGAAAACCGAAUUCGUCAUUUUACCACUUUUGGCCAAGCGAAGCAACUCUUUAGCUCUUUUGAGUCUAUUUUCUUUCUGUUGCGGCGUAAGUUGCACUAUUUGAAAUUUCAAUGGCUUUACCCCGAGCUCAGUUUUCAAUAUUUGCCGAAUGGAAUAUUGCGAUAUGUUCAGCUCACGAGCCAUUUUUCGGCCACUACGACGCGGGUUUCGAUCAAGUCGCUUCUUUACUUUUCGCAUCAUUUAUGCUGAUGUUUCUGUUUUCCUCCGUCCUAGCAGUAUCAUGGUACUAGACUCAAAAGAUUUAUUCACAUUUAAAUGCUGGAGUGCUCUAACGAUAGUCUCUUGUGGUUUUCAAGUCAAAUAUAAAGAAAUCACACCAUGACGCUUGAAUUCCAUCACGAAUAACUUUUUUUCUGGGAAAUUCUCGCCAAAAUGCUUUGAAAUGAAGGACAUUUCUCAUGUUUGGAAUCCCCAAAAAAACAAAAAAUAAAUAAAUAAAUAAAAAAAAAAAAAAACAUUUUUCUUCAAACCAAAUAAUAAUCAUUUGAAAUUUCCAUUGAUAGUCCCUCUUUUAGGUAUUUCUUUUCAUAACCACAACACUUCCAAAAAAUAUUUUCUUAAUAAAAAUAAGUUAAAUAGCAUAUACAUUUGCUAAUUAAAAAUAAUAAAACAAAAACAGAAGUCCAAGGUUUAGUUUAUAAGCAAAAAUAAUUAUCUUAAAUAUAUUUUUUGCAGAUAAAAAAAGAGAUGAUAAGAGGGUAUGUGCGUAAUUACAACGUGAACGAAUGUUUAAUUAUGAUACAGAAAAUUAAUCAUUUAAUAAUAAUAAUAAUAUUUAAAUAUUACACAUUUGCUUUAUAUUUUAAAAUUUAUCAUCAAAGAUAAUAAUAAAAUAAAAUUACAAUAUGACAAAAAAAAAAAACUAAAGUUUAAAACAAAACCCAAAACAUACAGAAUUUUAUUGAACGAAGAAUGCAAUGCAUAUGAAGUAUAUUUACAAUGCAAAAGGCAAAUGCAAAAAUGAAACAACUAUUUUGAAAACUAAUGAGACUGUGAUAAGUGAACAAAAACCUAAAAAACAACAAAAAAAAUAUUAUGGGCUUAAGAACAAUACCAAACCAAGGAAAAAAAAUUACUACUGAAACUAUUCAAAACAAGGUACAAAUGAAUGAAACAAACAUUUACUUCUAUUAUGUGAUAUUAAUCAAAUAAUCUUAAAAUACAAUACCAAAAAGACUGAAGAAGAACUUUUACAAUAUCAUCUAUCUCAACUAAAUGAAAACAUUAAUUUUUUAUUUUUUACCUUUUUUAUACAUUUAUUUAUUACGUGGUAAAAAAAAAUAUUUAAUAUAAAUAGCAAACGUUCACUACGAAACAAACAAAAUGACAAAAAUAAUUAUAAAUUAAAAUUUGAACGAAAAAACAAAGAAGUGCAAUAUUUUAAUUUAAAUUUUUUAUUUUUAUAUAUUUUAUUUACUUGUUUUUAUUAUUUAAGUUUGUAAUGAAAAAAUAUUCCAUUUAAAAUAAUUUGAUCACGGCCAUCAACUGUUACCAAAAAGAAAAAGAAAAUUCUAAAACGUAUUUGUAAAUGGAAGCAAAACGGAAUAUUUUCAAAGGAGACCAAUGUGAUAUCCUGAUAUAUAUUUUAAUAUGAGUAAAAUACAAACAAAAUGGUUUAUCUUCAAUGCAAGCAAUGAUACGAUGUGUGGUAUAUUUGAGUGUUUUUAAUUUAUACAUCAAUUUAAAAAAAUAUUUCAAAACAUUUAAAACAGCAUUGAUAGCUCAGAAAACUAAGAAACUAAAUUAAAAUUAAUCACAAUAUUUUUUAAUGUUCAAAAAAAAACUUAAAUUUUUUUAAAAAAAAAACUUGAAUUUAUUUGUUGUGGAAACAAAAAUAAUUUGUUCAUAACCCUUAGUUAGUGUUUUAUAUUUUUUAUAUACUGAGGAUCGAUCCAUCUAUUUAGCUGUGUGAGGGAAUCAAACAGAAAAACCCAUAUGCUAUAUAUGUAAACAUAAAUAUUUAUAAUCAAAAUUACAAUUUAAUGUAUUGUUACAAAACAAGAAAUCAAUUCAUUUGAUACGGCCAAAACGUACCUCAUUGAAAUAACGGUUUCAAACCCUAGGUCUCUUUGGACCAAAUUCGUUUUAGAAUAUUUGGAGUCGAUCUAGCGAUGUGCAUCUGUCUGGCUGGCUGGCUGCGCACGCUAACUCUCGAAGGGAGUAUCCGCUUUGAUCCAAACUUGGUACAUCGUAAUAUUAUUGUCAAACUUAGAUCGAGACAUAAUUUCAACAUUUCCAAAAAAAAAAAUAAAUAAAUAGUAAUAAUUUACUGCACACAAAGGAUAAUCCGAUUUUGCUCCAACUUUGCAAAUCCUAAUAUUUGCAUCAGUGCUAGAUCAAGUGCGAAAAUGGACAAUAUUGGUCCACUCCAUCCAGUACCUUCCCCACAAAGGGUCAAAAUUUGGAAUAAUUAUAACUUUUAUAAAAUGUGAUGCAAGUGUCCGAUUGUCUUCAAAUUAUAUACAUAUCACAAUAUUUUUAUUAACCCAAGGUCUGAUCAACUCCUUCUGGUAACUCCCCCAAAAAACGUCGAAAUUUUCAAAAAAAAAAAAUAUUUUCUGCACAGAAAGAGAAACGACAAUCCGAUCCUGCUCCCACUUUGCUAAUCCUAAUAUUUGCGUCAGUUCUAGAUCAGGUGCGAAAAUGAACAGUAUCGGUCCACUCCAUCAAGCACACCUCCCCCACAAAGGGUCAAAAUAUUGAACAAUUACAACUCUUAUAAAAUGUGAUGCAAUUGUUUAAAAAUUUCACACAUCCCAAUAUUUUUAUAAACUUAAGGUCUGGUGUUAAGAUGGAAUUCAUCGGUUCAUUUUUAUGCCAACCCCUUCUGGUACCUCACCCAAAAAGGGUCACAAUUUCCAAUACUUUUAUCUGACAUAACUUGCGGAACAAAUCAGCGAUUCUUUACAACUUGCUAUAUCUAUGCUAUAUACGUAAUUUAUCGAAAUUUAUGAUUUCGCAUACAAUUGGACAAAAUUCGCACAUAUCUCAUAUAAAGUAUAGGAAGUAGUCGACAUAAUCCAAAUCUGGCACGUUGUAAUAUUUAUAUCAGUCUUAGGUCAGAAACGAAUUGGUCAAUAUUGGCUAACUGCUUCGGAACGUCCCCCAUAAAGGGUGAAUAGUUUGAAUAAUCAUAACUUAAGGCUUGGUUCUUAAAUUAUUGAAUUUGACCACAUUGCGUCCCCUCUAAUAUCAUUAAAGAUUGAUUGAUUGAUUGAAAGUUAGGAGAUAUUUUCAACACAAAGUAAUGCUGAAAUUAUGCUUCUUUAACAUUCCUUAGCAUUGAACUGCAAUAUAUAUUUCGCAACAAAAAUUAUAAAAAUAUUCCUUAAUUUUUUUAUCCUACGAAAUAUCUCAAAUUAUUAUAUAAUAAGCUAUAAGAAUUAUGCAAUUACGUGAUAAAUAUCGAUUGAUCUAUGCAUGCAAUACAACAAAAAAGGUACAUAUAAGAUAAUCUGAGUGAUAGGUAAGUUUAUUUAUUAAAAAAAAUAAUAAUAAUAAAAUCAGGUGCUUAUAUACGUAACGUGUACAUAAUAUAAAGUGGCCCCUAAUGAUAAUAUUUUAAACUCGAAUCCAAAAAAAAAACUACUAGACUGCAAAAUGUAUAUUUUUUCGAAAAUAAUUUUAUAUACAUCGUCAUAAAAUGCAAACGACAACAUAUCGAAUAUGAAUGAAUGCCAAACAAGUACAUUUACACUAAGUGAAACUAUAAUUUAUGGUGAUAUUAAUUAAUGAUAACAAAAAAAAGUAAAAAUAUUGCAAAGAAAUCAUAUUGAUUUAUACUAUUUAAACAUUUAAUAAAUCUUUUUAUUUGCUUUUAUAUUUUAAUGAAAAAGAAAGCUUGACAAUUUCUGUUUUAAGAAAAUUAUUUUUUCUGUUUCUGUUUUAAGAAAAUUAUUUUUUUUUUGGAUUUUAUUAAAAACAUUAUAAAAUUUAUUUUUUUUAAACUAUGAUAUUGUUGAUUUUACAACAACGAAUUCUACAAUUUAGAUUUAUUAAAAAACUGCCAAAGAAUCCUUACAAAAAAAAAGAUCGAAAGUCCAUUUAUAAACCAUUUAUAAUUCAUUGAAGGAUACAAAACAGUUGUUAUCAAAAACAAAGUUUUAUAAAAACAGUGGUAAGUUGCACGAAUAAUGAAAGAAAUAUACAUAUAAACAAAAUUUUAUAUUUUUUUUUUAAAAUAUAAAAAAAAAGAAAAAAUAAUUAAUGCUGAGGUAAUAACAACAGAAAAUAAGGAUCGGAAACCUAGCACAAAGAAGAAAACCAAAAAAAUAUUUUAUACAUUUUUAUUUGCUUUUAUGUUUUAAUGAAAAAAGCUUGAGUAUUUUAAUUUAUAUCGAAAUUUGUUAAUUUCUCUUUUUGUUUAAAGAAAAUAUAGCAUUUUUGUAAAAUGUUAUUAAAAAACACAAUACGAUUUAUUUUUUUAAACUCUGAUUUUAUAAAUCCUAACUUUGUUGAUUGUACACAAACCCCGUCCCAAAAAGUACAAUUUAAUUUUUUUAAUACAAAUGACUCCUUACAAAAUAUUGAAAAAUACCAAAAGUUAAAAAUACUUUCAAAACAUUAUAAACCCGAUUAUAUAAUUAAUUGAAGGGUACAUACAAAACAGAAGUUACCAAAACAAAGUUUUAUACACACAGAGUGGUAAGUUUGCAGCAACAAUAAUUGACAUAGAAAUCUAUAAAAAACUAAAAAAAAAACAGCAAUACUUAUUUAUUAAAAAAAAUAAAUAAAAACAAUAAUUUAUAUUUACCUAAAAAUAUAUAUAAUAUAAUCAUAUAUACUACUGAUCUGAUUGUUCUAUUUCAGCUAAAUUAUAUAAGAACAAAUUACAUGAUGAUAGCUACAGCUGGCUAUUACUGCCACUACUACUACUGUUACAACAACUACUAACACCUAUCUGCAUUUGGUAAUGAAUAAAACCAACAAAAAAAUGAUUUCAAUAGGAGGGUGUCGUAUUUUCUUUAAAUUAAAAUUAAAAUAUUAAAGAAUUCCAGUUUAAAUAUAAACGUUUGUCUUGACGGUUUUAUCUUACAUCUUCUGUCGGAAAGUUUUCUUGCCCGCAAAAUGAACCAAAAUACAAAUUUUUAAUUAUGGGAUUUUCAAUCUGGGAUCAAAACGUAAACCAAUAAAUUUGACCCAUAACCAAACUCUUUAAUGAACUUUAAAUUUAAUAUUAAGUUUGUCAUUCCGUUUGUAACACCUCGAAAUAUACAUUUUUUAAUGGAUUAUGUAGGUUCACGUUUUGUAUAGCCACCAUAUAAUGGCACCUUUGGUGAUUUAAGCGAAAUUAUUCACCGGUUCGUUAUGGAUACUACAGUCUAUGACAGAAAAUUGUCUGUGCAUUGUAGCCCCCAUAUAUCGGUACCUCCCUAUAUUCGGUAUUUUGAUGAUUUUAGCAACAUUAUUCACCGAAUUAUUUUUUUGAGUUUCGCAUUUCAAUAUUGUAAUGGCUUAUGAUAAAAGUUGUCUGUGCAGGUCCACGUCGUCGCAUAGACCCUAAUAUAAUGGGUACGGGUAAAAUAAUUUACUGCACAGAACGAGAAAGGAAAAUCCGAUUUUGCUCCAACCUUGCAAAUCCUAAUAUUUGUAUCAGUGCUAGGUCAGGUGUGAAAAUGGACAAUAUCGGUUCACUCCAUCAAGUGCCUCCCCCAUAAAGGGUCAAAAUGUUGAAUAACUCUUAUAAAAUGUGAUGUAAGUGUCCGAUUGUCUUCAAAUUGCACAUAUCACAAUAUUUUUAUUAACACUAGGUAUGGUGUGAAGAUGGAAUGUAUCGCUCCAGUUACUUCUAGUAACUCCCCCCUACAAAGGGUAACAUCAUGGAAAAUUAUAUCUAUAUAUAGAUAUAGAUUUAAAAAAAAAUUAUUUGCCAAAUUAUAAUAAAAUCGGUUCAGAUUUGGAUAUAGCUCCCAUACACAUUUUCAGCCGAUUUUAUGUAUUUGAUACACCAAACACGCUAUGCAUAUCUAAUUUUAAUGAAAUUUGGAAUGUUUAACGGAAUUUGAAACAAAAAUAAAUUUGUCAAAUUAUAUUAAAAUCGGUUCAGAUUUGGAUAUAGCUCCCAUUAUCGGCCGAUUCGUUAUAUUUCUCGAUUUGCAAUGAAAUCUGGAAAUUUUGAAUGCAUAUAAAAGCAAAAGAGGCAGCGAUGUGCACCGGGUUCAGCUAGUCUCUUAUAAAAUGGGAUAUAAGAGUCCCAAAUGCGAAAUGAUAUUCAAUCCUUUUCAAAAUUGACAAAUCCCUUAUAUUUCUACUUAAACAAGAUCUGAUACAUAUAUGGGAUUUAUUGGUACACUUCUUCUGCUACCUCCCUCCACAAGAGAUCAAAAUUUUAAAUAAUUACAAGUCUUAUAACAUGCGGAACAAGUCAGCGAUUUGCUCCAAACUUCGUGUAUCACCAUAUUUCUAUUUUCCACGGAUCCAAUAUAAAUAUGGGAUAUGAAGAACCACUACAAAAAUUCAACAUUUUCCUACAAAAAUUCAAAAACGUCAUAUAAAAUGAAGGGAAUUAAUCGAUAUAGUCCAACCCUGGCACGUAGUCCUAAUAUUUAUAUCUGAGUUAGGCCAGAUGCGAAGUGGACAAUAUUGGUCCACUACUCAUAAACGGCCCAAAUUUUGAAUAAUCAUAAUGCAAGUCAAAAUAUAUUUCAUAAACCGACAUAGGCUGUGAGGGUAUACAUCUGUCGUCAAAACCGGUUGACACUUUAUGAUUUUUUUUGAAAAAUUUAAUUUGCUUUUAAAUAAAUCCCUUAUUGAAAUCAUUUUAAUCGAAAAAAAGAAAAAAUCUGGAGACAAAGAUCAUAUGGAAACAUAUCCAUGAAACAAUAAAUUAGAAAUUUUGAUUUUUUUAUUAUAAUUUUUAUUAUUACGUUUAUAUGCCUUUUUGUUGUUUUAUUUUUUGAAAUUAUAUUUACAACAUGAAAAUUAAAAUAAAAAUAAACAGUAAUUUGAAAAAAAUAUUAAACACUAAUUUGAAAUACCUUUAUAAUUUUUACAAAUUAAAAAAAUAAAUAAAGAAAACUUAAGUUUAAUUACAAAUUCACUGCCCAGAAAAAAAUGAAAUUUUAAACGAAUUUUUUUUCUUAAAUGAAAAGAAGAACCACUUUCUUUAUUCAAUAAGUAUUAGUGAAGAGGAGACAAAAAUAGUUUGAAUCAACAGUAUAGGUAUCUACAAAGGCAAAAGAGACAUAUUAAGAAAACAUACACAAGAAAAUAUUGCUGCCAAGUCAAAAUCUAAAACAAAAUUAAUCCAAAUAACUAAAAAACAAACAAGUGCCAGGAUAUUCAUAUGGCAAAUGGAAAAAUAUAUAUAAAAAAGUCAACCCUAAAUGCAAAUGAAUGCAUAAAAGCAAACUUUUUUUGUUUAUAAUAUUUUACUUAUUUGUUAAUCACACUUUCAAUAAAUUGAUUACAUUUUACAUUCCUUUUGUCCUUAUUUUUUAUAUGUUGUUAUUUUCUAAUAUUUAUUUUGUUUUGAUUGUUAUAAACGUUAUUUUUUUAGUUUGAAAAGAAGAAUAGAAAAAAACUGUGAUAAUCUCAUCAAAUAAAUACAAAUUUUGUUUUAUACAGCGAA